This is a messenger RNA of Mus pahari (shrew mouse), 2419 nucleotides long. It is a transcript of the gene Rcan1, whose product is annotated as regulator of calcineurin 1. The record is from RefSeq and is a predicted model, not a curated record. The transcript is spliced from 4 exons. Gene Ontology annotation, molecular function: nucleic acid binding; calcium-dependent protein serine/threonine phosphatase regulator activity. Bases 85 to 837 code for a protein of 250 amino acids. Gene Ontology annotation, cellular component: cytoplasm; nucleus. Gene Ontology annotation, biological process: calcium-mediated signaling. NCBI's taxonomy places the organism in Eukaryota, Metazoa, Chordata, Mammalia, Rodentia, Muridae.
AGCCGCGGUGACCCGGAGAGGGUGAAGCGGGAGCCGGCGGCCGCGGCGCCGAGCGGAGCGGAGCUAAGGGAGCGCGCGCCGGGCAUGGAGGACGGCGUGGCCGGGCCGCGGCUCGGAGAGGUGGCGGAGGCGGUGGAGGCGCGGGCGCCCCGCAGGGUGACUCUGCGGCCCUUCGCGCCCUUCUCUGCGGCUGCCGAGGGGGACGGGGGCGGCGGCGACUGGAGCUUCAUCGACUGCGAGAUGGAGGAGGUGGAUCUGCAGGACCUGCCGAGCGCCACCAUCGCCUGCCACCUGGACCCGCGCGUGUUCGUGGACGGCCUAUGCCGGGCCAAAUUUGAAUCCCUCUUCAGGACUUAUGACAAGGACACCACCUUCCAGUAUUUUAAGAGCUUCAAACGUGUCCGAAUAAACUUCAGCAACCCCUUAUCUGCGGCCGAUGCCAGGCUGCGGCUGCAUAAGACCGAGUUCCUGGGGAAGGAAAUGAAGUUGUAUUUUGCCCAGACUUUACACAUAGGAAGUUCACACCUGGCUCCGCCCAAUCCAGACAAACAGUUCCUCAUCUCCCCACCGGCCUCUCCUCCCGUCGGCUGGAAACAAGUAGAAGAUGCCACCCCGGUCAUAAAUUAUGAUCUUUUAUAUGCCAUCUCCAAGCUGGGGCCAGGAGAGAAGUAUGAGCUGCAUGCAGCGACAGACACCACUCCCAGUGUGGUGGUCCACGUGUGCGAGAGUGACCAAGAGAAUGAAGAGGAAGAGGAAGAGAUGGAGAGGAUGAAGAGACCCAAGCCAAAAAUCAUCCAGACGCGGAGGCCAGAGUACACACCUAUCCACCUCAGCUGAACCGGCACAGACCGAGACAGCGCGUUCUGAAUCCCAAUGUGGGAAGGAAUCUUUACUGUGCAGGUGGCUGGUCAUGGCUUUGGAGGCGACAGCCGUGACCACUGUGGCAGAAAUUCCAGUUCAUGUUGCUCAGAAGAGAGUCAAGGCCUCCUCUCCUUGUUCUGAUGCUGCCCCUCAGUCCAUGUCCACAGCAUCUGGGACUGUCUUGGGCCAUUCACUGAAUGUGUGGCAAUCACACAAGGACACUGGGGACAUCCUGAGAAAACUGAUAGUUUUUGUAAUUGCUCUUUUCUAGGCUCUGUUUUUGGCAAAGACAGGUUGACUGGUGGCCCAGGGAGAGAUUUCUGUUUCCAACCAGAGUUCAGGGUGCAGCGCCCCCACUGGUAGGCAGAGGCACACACCCCCAAAGCCACCAAGUGUCCAGUGCAGAAAGGUUGUGGGACAACCCCUGCACCGUGUAGAAUUGUCCUUCUUGUUCCUUCCCCAUGGUCUGACGUUCAUGCAUGUGUAUUACUGGGUUCCAAGACCAGCCUUUGGUCACAUAGGAAAUUACUCUGUUUUCCAUCUUGGGAAGCCAGGAAAGUUCUGGAACACUCUUACCAUGCGUCCUGGUAGUCUCUGCGCAUGGGGUCGAGGCUGGAGACGUUCACACGUCACCCUGCCUGGUGCACCGCCUCACUUGUGCUUCCCUGCAAAAGAAGUUGAUCUUGAGUCCCCGAGUAGAACUUAGCUUAACCUGUGGGAGAGCAGCGGGAUUGCCGUCUGUCUCGGGUGGGAAGGGUUGGUUGGUUUGGGUGUUUGUGUUCAGCACUGGUCUCCAUUGUCCUUCAUGUAGUGGUUUGUGUGUGAAUUUCAGCCCGAACCCGCUUUGGGAACUGUUGGUCGAGACAGUUUUUCACCCCCAUUGAAACAUGAAGAUAAACUUGUAAAUAAAGCCAAGAGCAUAUCUUAGUACCUGUCUGUACCUGGGUGGAAGUAGAGCAGAGGGAGUGUAAAGCUGCCUGCAACUUGUGCGUGGUAGAAGUUACUGUCAUGGGUUUAAUGGGGUGAAUCAGCAUGUGGAGUACGUUGUAGCCGUGUGUUCCUAGAGGACGACUUGUACGUGGUAGAAGUUACUGUCAUAGGUUUAAUGGGGUGAAUCAGAGCAUGUGGAGUACGUCGUAGCCGUGUGUUCCUAGAGGGACAUAGUGCCUUUCCCCUUUCAUUCAGAUGACCACGACACUCAGUGAACAUUUGAGAAUUUCUGCUUUUCUAGUCAUCGUGUGUGUAUCUGGUAAAUAGGUAUUCUAUUUUGGUCUUACAAUGCCAUUACAAAGUUUGUCACUCUGAAUAACCUAAUGCCAAUUAACAGUGCAUGCUUUGGGAACUCGGAAGGUGGUUUCCCCUGGGGAGCAAGUGGGUUGCUGUUCUCCAAACCCUGUUUCCAGUGCUCGGUGGGAGGGAGCCCAAAGGUGGGAGGCCAUCCCAUUGCUGCCGCCGGCCCAGUGUUUCUAGUUCUGCACUUUGAACCGGAGAGGCUAACCUCAAAGAUAUUUUUUUUAACUGCAUUCUAUAAUAAAUCAGCACAAUAUGCUCUUCUGGA